Molecule: messenger RNA, 1165 nt
Organism: Cavia porcellus (domestic guinea pig)
Lineage: Eukaryota; Metazoa; Chordata; Mammalia; Rodentia; Caviidae
Gene: Eif1ax
Product: eukaryotic translation initiation factor 1A X-linked
Exons: 7
Coding region: 243-677 (144 amino acids)
Biological process (GO): translational initiation
Cellular component (GO): cytoplasm
Molecular function (GO): translation initiation factor activity; RNA binding
Source: RefSeq, a predicted model, not a curated record
GCCUCACAGGCGGCAGGAGGCGGGGAAAAUCAACGCCAGUAGCUUCGACGCCAUUUGCUGCUGCUGAGCGUGGGCGCUAGCGGAUCUUGGUAGAUCUAGCUUGAUAGACUCCCGCGCUCGCUGCAGGGCCUCCAGUGCUAGCCUAGUUCCACGCGGUCCUUCGCUGCAUCCGUUGCGUCCCUCGUCCACGCCUCAGCCACCCGGGAAGAAGUCAAAGAAGCAGCCCCGCUGUCGUUACCACCAUGCCCAAGAAUAAAGGUAAAGGAGGUAAAAACAGGCGCAGAGGUAAGAAUGAGAAUGAAUCUGAAAAAAGAGAAUUGGUGUUCAAAGAGGAUGGACAAGAAUAUGCUCAGGUAAUCAAGAUGUUGGGAAACGGGCGAUUAGAAGCAAUGUGUUUUGAUGGUGUGAAGAGGUUAUGUCACAUUAGAGGGAAAUUAAGAAAAAAGGUUUGGAUAAAUACCUCAGACAUCAUACUGGUUGGUCUCCGAGAUUACCAGGAUAACAAAGCUGAUGUGAUUCUUAAGUACAAUGCAGAUGAAGCAAGAAGUUUAAAAGCCUACGGCGAGCUUCCUGAGCAUGCUAAGAUAAAUGAAACUGAUACAUUUGGUCCUGGAGAUGAUGAUGAAAUUCAGUUUGAUGACAUUGGAGAUGAUGAUGAAGACAUUGACGAUAUCUAAAUUGAACUCACCAAUUUACAUUCCAGUUUUUCAGAAGAUUAUCCUGCAGUUUGGAUUUUGGCCAUAACUCUCCAAGAAGUUUUCAUUAGCAUGAUCGUAAUUUAUUCAGGCAGUUUUGAUUUGGUUCUAAGGUAUUUUGUUUCUGUAAAAACUGUUAAUGAUGAAUCAUCUCAAGUGAAAUGUUAAGCCCAGUUUGGUUCUAUUGAUGUAAUGGAGCUUAUGAGUAGAAGACCACAUGUAUUUCAAAAAAUAAUACAUUAUUGUCUUUCCUGCUUCGACCCCCUCCAGUAAGUAAAUUGAUGUUUUGAAUAAACCAUUUGCCUUGUAUUCAUUAUAGAUUGUGAUUAACCCCUAACUUUUGACUAGCCUGUUGACUAUACAGACUGUAUAUUCUGGUUACCUAGAUGUUCCCUCCCUCAAGAUUUUGAUACAGUUUACUGGAGACCUAAAUCUGCAUUUGAAUUAAAACAAUAGGUUUGUUUUCCAUA